AUGGCUGCACAAAAUAUUGUUAGGAGUGGAGAAAGAUGGCGGGUUGGGAAUGGUCAGAAGAUUAGGAUUUGGUCUGAUAAAUGGUUGCCAAUUCCAUCUACCUUUAAAGUAAUAUCACCACCAACAGUGCUGGGCAGUCAAGCAUUGGUCUUUGAUCUUAUUAAUAGUGAUACCGCGAAGUGGAAAUAUGAUUUGGUUCAUCAGAUUUUUGUACCACAUGAGGCUGACAUCAUUUUUGGUUUGCCACUUAGCUCAACUCUACCUGCAGAUACCUUGAUAUGGAGUACAACCCCAAAUGGGAAAUUCUCAGUGAGGAGUGCUUACAAAAUUGCUAUGGAGACUAGAGUACAAUCUGAUUUUGGUUCCUGUUCAAACAAUAGUGAUAUGAAGACACUUUGGAAGGUGCUAUGGGGUUUGAAAAUUCCAAAUAAGGUUAAACACUUUGGGUGGAGAGCGUGUAAAAACAUUCUACCAACAUUGUCUAACCUUAAAAAGAGAGGAAUUGUUGACAAUGAUUUAUGUGAAGAGUGUAAAAUGGGCUAUGAAUCCUUUGGUCAUGUGUUUUGGAGCUACUUAUGUGCUUCGGGUACCUGGGCUCUUACUUCUAUUUUCUGCAGGCAGCAACAUCUAUUUUUUAAUGAUUUUAUGGAGUUGUUUUGGUUCCUAGUGCAUGUUCAGAAAAGUGGUGAGGAAGUACUCUCAUUAGCUGUGACCAUUGCUUGGGCUUUGUGGACUAGGCAAAAUGAGAAAAGAAAUGGAAAACAGUUUAUGACAGGAUUUGAACUAGUCAAGUGGUGUGGAACAUAUAUUGAAUCAUUCAAGGCUGCAAAUUCUUCAACUUCAUCAAGUUCUAGCGAUUUAUCAAAUGCAGUAUCUAAUUCUGCAAAUGCAGUUUCUGCAACUACAGUUGCUGCAAAUGCAGUUUCUGCAACUGCAGUUUCUGCAAAUGCAACUUCUUUAUAUGCUGCAACAUCUGCAAUUUCUGGAAGUACUGCAUUAGGCUCGGCAAAACAAUGCAGACAGGUUUGGUCACCUCCUAAUGCUUCUGUUUUUAAAGUAAAUGUUGAUGGGGCUGUCUUCGCAGAACAACGAAAGUCUGGGGUAGGAGUGGUAAUACGCAAUAGUGAAGGUUUGUUCAUGGGAGCUUUGUCAAUGAAGCUAAAUCAACAUCUGGGAUCCUUGGAAGUCGAAGCAAAAGCUUAUGAAUUGGGCAUUACAUUUGCUAAAGAUAUGGGAUUUCAUGAGAUUGUUCUUGAGGGAGAUUCUGUUAUGGUUUCAAAUGAUAUUGCUGGCAUUUCUCCUCCUCCAUCUUUGAUUGCAUCAGUUGUGUAUGGAAUUAGUUCUUUGUUAAGUGCUUUUCGUAGAUUUUCUAUUUCACAUGUUGGUAGGAAAGGUAAUCAAGUAGCCCACUUGUUAGCAAAACAUGUUCAGGGUGUUGAGCAAUAUGUUGCAUGGAUUAAGGAGAGCCCUUGUUUCUUAGAACAUACUCUCUCAACUGAUGUACUCGUUUCUAGUUUAUGUUAA
Quercus robur (English oak) is the source of this 1524-nucleotide messenger RNA. RefSeq lists its product as uncharacterized. The transcript has a single exon. The coding region runs from base 1 to 1524 and encodes 507 amino acids. Gene Ontology annotation, molecular function: nucleic acid binding; RNA-DNA hybrid ribonuclease activity. The record is from RefSeq and is a predicted model, not a curated record. Lineage: Eukaryota; Viridiplantae; Streptophyta; Magnoliopsida; Fagales; Fagaceae.